AUGAGUGUUGACGAGAUUAUAUACUCAGAAAAGUAUUAUGAUGACGUCUAUGAGUAUAGGCAUGUUACAUUACCAAAAGAAAUCAGCAGGAAAGAUCCGAAGGACCACCUUUUAAGCGAAGAAGAAUGGAGAGCUCUUGGCAUCCAAAUGAGCCCAGGAUGGAUCCAUUAUCACAGACAUAAUCCAGAGCCAAAUAUUCUCUUAUUUAGAAGAGAACACCAUGGAAAUGUUCCGAAAGAUGCCCUUUAA
Molecule: messenger RNA, 249 nt
Organism: Trichomonas vaginalis G3
Lineage: Eukaryota; Parabasalia; Trichomonadida; Trichomonadidae
Product: cyclin-dependent protein serine/threonine kinase activator protein
Exons: 1
Coding region: 1-249 (82 amino acids)
Biological process (GO): regulation of mitotic cell cycle
Cellular component (GO): SCF ubiquitin ligase complex; cyclin-dependent protein kinase holoenzyme complex
Molecular function (GO): cyclin-dependent protein serine/threonine kinase activator activity; ubiquitin binding; protein kinase binding
Source: RefSeq, a predicted model, not a curated record